Molecule: messenger RNA, 1219 nt
Organism: Vigna umbellata (rice bean)
Lineage: Eukaryota; Viridiplantae; Streptophyta; Magnoliopsida; Fabales; Fabaceae
Source: RefSeq, a predicted model, not a curated record
AAGUGGGAGGAGCGUGGACAUGAGCAAGAAAGAAGAAAGAAAAGAAGUGGAUGAAAGAGAGGUUAUACCCUUGCUCAACCCAUACAAGAUGGGGAAUUUCGAUCUAUCCCACAGGAUAGUGUUGGCACCCUUAACACGAUCGAGGUCUUACAACUUCGUCGCUCAGUCGCAUGCUGUUCUAUAUUAUUCUCAGAGAGCUACUAAGGGUGGCUUCUUGAUUGGGGAGGCCUCCGGUGUCUCUCCUACAGCACAGGGGUACCCUAACACACCUGGAAUUUGGACAAGAGAACAGCUGGAAGCUUGGAAACCCAUUGUGAGCGCUGUUCAUGAGAAGGGAGCUAUUUUCUUUUGUCAACUUUGGCACGCCGGAAGAGUCUCUAACUCUCAAUAUCAACCGGAUGGCGAAGCCCCGAUAUCAAGCACAGAGAAGCGACUUCGUAAGGAUAUUGGCAAUAAUAAAGCAACAGCUGAUAGAUACACAACUCCUCGCCGGGUGAGAACCGAUGAAGUCCCCGAGCUUGUCAAUGACUUCGUCAUUGCUGCUAAAAAUGCCAUCGAAGCGGGUUUUGAUGGAGUGGAGAUACACGGAGGGAACGGGUACUUACUGGAGCAGUUUCUGAAGGACGAGGUGAACGACAGAGAUGACGAAUACGGAGGUAGCUUAGAAAACCGUUGCCGCUUCCCACUGCAAGUGGUGAAGGCAGUGGCCGAUGAGAUCGGAGUUGAUAAGGUUGGGAUUAGGCUCUCGCCAUUUGCUGAUUAUAACGAUUGCGGAGACUCUAACCCUCAGGCAUUGGGCCAAUACAUGGCUCAGUCAUUGAGUGAAGUGGGGAUUCUGUAUAUUCACUUGAUCGAGCCCAGGAUGGUAACACAAUUCGAUAAGUUUCACACCAAAUGGUCACUAACACCAAUAAGGAAGGCCUUCAAGGGGACUUUUAUUGUGGCUGGUGGUUACGAUAGGAGUGAGGGAAACGAGGCUAUAUCUAGCGGCGCCGCCGAUUUGAUCGCUUAUGGACGCCUCUUUUUGGCCAAUCCAGAUCUCCCCGCAAGAUUUGAAUUGGAUGCUGAGUUAAACGAACCCGAUCCCACCACCUUUUACACGCAUCACCCUGUUAUUGGAUACACGGAUUAUCCUUUUCUUCACCAUAUAUAAUUACUUAAGGGCUACGUAUGUUUGUAUCAUAUAAGGUUCUAAGUUUAUUGUUCUACUGUUUUUCUU